Molecule: messenger RNA, 335 nt
Organism: Cinara cedri
Lineage: Eukaryota; Metazoa; Arthropoda; Insecta; Hemiptera; Aphididae
Source: the annotation of a GenBank genome assembly
AUGGAUAUUCAAGAAAUCAAACAGAAACCAUUCGGGAUAAAUCCAUUGAUAAAACCUUUUUCACUUAUAUCCAGCUCGACAUUUGCAAAUAGUUUAGAUACAGAUCUUGGAGAUGUAGACUCGGGUCCUAUAAGACCUAAAUUAAAGGUAAGUAAAUAUAAAACAGUUUAAACUGAAUAAAGGGUCUAGGACACUUCGCCGAAAUUAUUUUGCCGACGAACCGUUUUGCUGAUGACCGAUUCGUCAAUUGUUUCAUCGCUAACCUUUUCGCCGACAGACUUUAUUGUAAAUUUUACUUAGUGGUCCAAAAAAUAAAUUUGGAUGCCAGUGAAUAA